Messenger RNA from Pimephales promelas (fathead minnow), 2701 nucleotides. RefSeq names its product LCK proto-oncogene, Src family tyrosine kinase (gene lck). NCBI's taxonomy places the organism in Eukaryota, Metazoa, Chordata, Actinopteri, Cypriniformes, Leuciscidae. The record is from RefSeq and is a predicted model, not a curated record. Gene Ontology annotation, molecular function: protein binding; protein tyrosine kinase activity; ATP binding. Gene Ontology annotation, biological process: protein phosphorylation.
UGUGAGAGAGAGUGAUGCUUUCACAAAUGAUGUGCCUUCGUGAAGGUGGGAAGUCAAACUCUUUCGUGACUUACACAACUUGACGCUUAGCAGCACAUGUCAUCGAAACACGCCGAAGUUUUACAGAUCUCGUUGUUUUGUUCAUAAUCUUGGUUUAGAUGCUCCGUGGAAAAAUGUGUUCUUCAUAAAAUAUAAAGCUAACGAAAUGGGAAUGCCUGCUGAACUGGCCCAUCACUGAUAUCAGCAUCUUUCAACAGAAAAGUAAAUAUGGGGAACUGCGGCUCUUUUGAUCCUGAUGACGAAUUUUCCUACCAUCCAGAUGAAUGGUGUGAUCAAUGUAACUGUCCAAAGCCUCCACCCAGUCAGAACUUUGAUCCUCUGAUUCCCUAUCCAUCCCAGUACACUCCUCCACCAUCAUCUCCUCUUCCAGAAAACAUAGUGGUAGCCAUAUACAAAUAUGAGCCAAGCCACAGUGACGAUCUUGGGUUUGAGAAAGGGGAGAAGAUGAAAAUCCUAAAUGCCGAUGAUCCUGAAUGGUACAUGGCAGAGUCUCUGUUUACCGGGCAGAAGGGAUACAUACCACAGAAUUUUGUAGCAAAACUGAACAGCAUUGAGACAGAACCGUGGUUCUUUAAAAAUCUCUCUAGGAAUGACGCCAUGAGGCAAUUACUGGCCCCUGGAAACACGCAGGGCUCCUUCCUCAUCAGAGAGAGUGAGACCAACCCAGGUAGUUUUUCCCUAUCUAUGCGAGACCUUGACCAAACACAGGGUGACAUCAUCAAGCACUACAGAAUCCGCAACCUGGACGCAGGCGGAUUCUACAUCACCACCAAGAUCUCCUUCACUUCCCUCUCAGAGCUGGUCAAACAUUACUCACGAGAGGCUGAUGGACUAUGCGCCCGCCUGGUGAAACCGUGUCAGACCCGAGCCCCUCAGAAGCCCUGGUGGCAGGAUGAGUGGGAAGUUCCCCGUGAGUCUCUCAAUCUAGAGCGCAGGCUGGGGCAGGGGCAGUUUGGAGAAGUAUGGAUGGGGCUGUACAACAAUAGCCGUCGAGUGGCUAUCAAGAGUCUCAAACCAGGUACCAUGUCCAUGAGUGCUUUCCUGGCAGAAGCAAACCUGAUGAAGACCCUGCAGCACCCUCGACUUGUGCGACUUUUUGCUGUGGUUACACAGGAGCCCAUUUAUAUCAUCACAGAGUACAUGGAGAACGGCAGCCUGGUGGAUUUUUUGAAGACUCCAGAAGGAUCUAAUUUAACCAUCAAUGUGCUGAUCGACAUGUCCGCCCAGGUCGCAGAGGGAAUGGCUUACAUAGAGCAGAAGAACUAUAUCCAUAGAGACCUGAGAGCUGCCAACAUUUUGGUGUCUGCUGAGCUCAUUUGCAAGAUCGCUGACUUUGGCCUCGCCCGCCUCAUCGAAAAUAACGAAUACACUGCCAGAGAGGGUGCAAAGUUUCCCAUCAAAUGGACUGCACCUGAGGCCAUAAACUACGGCACCUUUUCGAUCAAAUCAGAUGUCUGGUCGUUUGGAGUACUGCUGACAGAGAUUGUUACUUAUGGAAGAAUCCCAUAUCCAGGGAUGACAAACCCAGAGGUGAUCGCAAACCUUGAGAGAGGGUAUCGCAUGCCUUGCCCCGAUAACUGCCCAGAGGCUCUCUACAACGUCAUGAAACACUGCUGGACAGAGAGCCCAGACAACCGGCCCACCUUUGAGUACCUGCGCAGUGUUCUAGAGGACUUUUUCACUGCCACAGAGAGACAGUACCAGGAGCAGCCAUGCUGAAGAAAUUCAUCUUAUGAACAGCAGAAUUUGAAAAAAAAUGACAGCCCAUGGGGUCAUGGGUUUUAAAUACAGUUUUAAGUAUAGUAAAAAGACAAAAGAAACAUUGAUGAGAAUAAGCCAAUGAUUAACGGUGAAAAUGUUGUCAAUUACCCUCAUGUUGUUCCUAACCCGUAAGACUUUUGUUCAUCUUUGGAACACAAAUGAAGAGCUUUUUGAUGAAAUCGAAGCAAUUUCUGUCUUUCAGUUGACAGCUACGCAAUUGACACUUUGAUCCGUCAUAAAACGAACCCAUGCAAAUUCAGUGGUUUAGUCCAAAUUUUCUGAGGAGACUUGAUCGUUUUAUGAACAGACUGAUUUUAUUCACUUAUAAACAUUAAUGAGUGAACACAAACAGAAGCUCAACUGAACCUGAUUAACAUGCGAGAACAAAACUUAUUCGGAAACUCAAACGUGCUGCUUAAUACGAGAAUGAAUCUCAUUGGUUCUGAAGCUCAAACGUGCUGCGCAACAUGAUAAUGAACCUCAUUGGUUCUCACGUCAAGUGAACAUGCUUGAGCUUUCGUUUACCACAAAGUAUGUGCGAUUUGAUGUUUGUACGUGAAUAAAAACCUAAAUUCAAUCUGUUUAUCAUAUAAAACGCUUGGGUCUCUUUAGAAAAUUUUGGACUAAACCGCUCAAUUCAUAAGGAUUGGUUUUAUGAUCUCUUUAUGAACUUUGGAGGGACAGAAAUCGAAAUUUUUGGGUGAACUAUACCUUUAAACAGGGAUUUGUGGAUUGGAUGAAAGAAUGUCCUGCUUUGUGUUGUCUUUCAGUAUUUCUGCUUUCUGUGCAUUCUGCUAUUUUAAUUUUUAUUUUGUCUUAUUAUUUUUAUAAAUAACUGCAUUAUGAACUACUAAACCAGUAAAACAGUCCGAGAGAUCAA